Talaromyces stipitatus ATCC 10500 is the source of this 2315-nucleotide messenger RNA. RefSeq lists its product as uncharacterized. Gene Ontology annotation, cellular component: nucleus. The coding region runs from base 1 to 2229 and encodes 742 amino acids. Gene Ontology annotation, biological process: DNA-templated transcription; regulation of DNA-templated transcription. The record is from RefSeq and is a predicted model, not a curated record. Lineage: Eukaryota; Fungi; Ascomycota; Eurotiomycetes; Eurotiales; Trichocomaceae. Gene Ontology annotation, molecular function: DNA-binding transcription factor activity, RNA polymerase II-specific; zinc ion binding; DNA binding. The transcript is spliced from 6 exons.
AUGCUGCGUCGGAAUGGGAAACCCACUUCAUGUGAACCGUGCCGAGUAGCAAAGGUUCGAUGUGAUCAUUCCACUCCGAUUUGUCGGCGAUGUAAAGAUAAGGGUAUUACGAAUAAGUGCUACUAUCACCCAGCCCCUCUAACCAAACCAAAGAGUCCAAAUGAUGGAACUGGCCCUCCGGCGUCCAAGCGGCGGAAUAAGCUCAAAGACCAUGUCCGACUAUGUGGAGAAGAAGAGACUAUCGCGGCGCGAACUUUGACAGGUAUACGUAAACGAGCGGCCUCACCAGGGGUUGCUGCCUCUAGAAUAUCAAACAACUCAAAUUACCUUGGUACCACGAGCUACUUAUCCGUGUUCAAAGAGACUCCCUCGUGGGUUCCCCGAGCGUCGUGGAACUGCACCCUACAAGCAGAAUUUGAGCACUGGCGCAGUGAUCAUACAUAUACAUGUGCAAGACUCGUGCGUCUGCUAUGUGCCAUAGGUUUUCAUCGUAAGCAAAUCACUUGGUACUAUGGCAGAGGACGCUUUACGAAAAUCCCCGCGCCGCUCGUUCUGGACUCUCUACGCCUGGUACAGGAACAUAUUGAGAAAAAUGCCUGGCAGCAGGAAAGAAAUUGGGGGAAGAUCUAUGACCAGAUCACAGCUGCAACGUCGCAUUCGCUAAAACUCACCAGUAAGACUACCCCCGCAGAGUUUUAUUCGUUGUUUACGGGGGAGAACCUUCGCUGGGAGUUUGUUGGUUUUAUAUUCGCACUUUGUGGUACGACUGUUGAGUGUCGAUACAAACCAACGCACGUAUUGAAUCUAAGAAAUGGCGAAGAGAUGGAUGUCGACACCUUUACCAAGGAGAUGCUGCUUGCGAGCAACGCUUGUAUCGAGAUAUGCAGGCAAUAUGAACAUGUGAAUGAUCUGAUGAUUUGGAUGUAUCAAUGUCAUAUUAGCCUAGGGUCAGAAGUAUUGGGCGAGACAAGCGAGAGAUUAUACAGCCUUUUCGGAGACAUGGUAUCGGAAAUCUACGCCAUGGGCCUGCACCGCGAUCAUCAUUCCACCAACGUUCCAUUUUUCCUUUCGGAGACGCGCAAACGGAUACUGGCAACGAUACACAAGUCUGACAAGAAUAUUGCAACGCUCUUCGGACGACCACCUCGGUUACCCUACCAGUAUUGCGACUUUGCUCUUCCAUUAGACUUGUCGGAUGAUCAGCUCUUUCUAGAUGAGCAGUGUUUAGAAGUUGUCCUGAACAAACUUGACAGUGAAGGCUGGAAUUGUCAGGGGCAGUUAUACCCGGCAACUGUGAUACGUAUGCGUCAUAUAUUGAGUACAUUGGGAGAGAAAAUGCUUGAAUUAUCGCUAGGAUCCAGGACAACAAGCUAUCACAACGAUCUUCUAAGAACGUACAAAUUAUGCCAAUGGACAUGGGAUCAAAUCCCUGUCCGGUUCCGCUACUGUUCUAGUUGUUGGGAAGAUGGGGAUGUCACUGAUUGCCUAGCCACAGCGAUAGUGUAUCUGGAGUAUCUGUUAAGUGUCUUCCAGAUACAAAGGAUACGUCGACAGGAAAAUCCGGAAACUACCAAAGAUCUACUUGAUACUUCGGUACAGUUAUUAUCGGUCACACUGGAUUUGACGAAACAGUUUCAGUAUGCUGAAAUCCAAAGAAAUUUCGGAUGGCUCUUUCUGGCGUUCAGCUGUCCAGCUGCCGGCCUUCUCGUUACAGAAGUACGCCGUCAUACGAUCUCCAACCAGCCUCUUCCAUGCUCUUCACCUCGCUCAGAAAUCAUCCGUAACCUCAGCUAUCUUAUCUCAUGGUUUCAAUCCAUCGAGCUACCUUCCGCACUCACCGGAACUCUGUGUAAGGAACUCAUAAAGGUUAUCAGUCGACUACUGGACGAAGCCCUAGAUUAUCAACAGCCAUCCCCGUCAUCUUCUCAGCCAAUACCGACCAAUUCUGGAGCCACAGACAAUUUUGAUGUAAAUUCGGCCAAUAAUAACACCAUCCCUUUGCAACCUCCAGAGGAAACGGAUAUUUCGGGAUCUCAGCAGUCCCUACUUGGACUCAUGGACGGAGAUCCAAUAGAAUCAUUAUGGUUAGGGAUGGGAAUGGAAUAUGGUGUCAGUGAUGACGCAUUUCAUGGCUUGGGACGAGGUCUUGUGAGCGAUGGGAUGAACUGGCUUGAUGAAUUAGGGUUGAACACAGACUUGGAUGAUCGUGCAGGAGUACCUGGAUCUUGAUUACAGGGUGCUAGCUAGGAAAUACUGAUACUCCUCUCCGUAUGUAUAUAGAGUUAGACUUUUAGAUUAUAUUGAUUUUGCUUCCG